Messenger RNA from Symbiodinium sp. CCMP2592, 2178 nucleotides. The record is from the annotation of a GenBank genome assembly. NCBI's taxonomy places the organism in Eukaryota, Dinophyceae, Suessiales, Symbiodiniaceae.
AUGUCGGCCCCUUGGAGAUGUCGAGUAUGUUCUCAGAACAACAAGAGCUCGGCGGCCUACUGCCCUACGUGCGGAGGCUACUGGAGCAAGGUGAUGGAUCGGCAAGGCGCCAGACCAUCACAACCACCAGAACGCCAUCGAGACGAGGCCUGGUGGCAACCCAAGGGGAACCAGAAAGGGGACCAGCAGCGUGGCAAGUCGCCGCGGACAAGAAGGCCGCGAUCACCCCGCCAGCGAGGCAAGGGAGGACAGCAGCCAAGCCAGCAGCGGCCAGAAGCGACGACCACGGCGGUACCUACUACAGCACAGCUGCCGAGACCUCCCAAGGCCAAGGCAGUGCCCACCCCCAAGGAGGUGAGUGGUGGCGCUACGGAGCCUACGGCGGAGUGCCAGGUGCUGAACCAGCUCAUCGAGCAGCUGGGACAGGCGCAGGAGUUGCCGGAUGGGGUUCGUGCACUCAUGGCGCAGAUCGGCCAAACCACAGCUCGGACAGAAGCCCGAACACUACAUCGCCUGGUCACGCAACUUGCUGAUCCAGUAUCCUGGUUGGAUGACAUCGCGGUACUGCUCCAAUCCCAAUCCGCCAAGGCGGCAGCUACAGAUGCCGCUAGGGCGACCGCGCUCAUUUACCAGUAUCUGAGUUUGAUCGGAGUUGGCCUCAACCUUGACCAAGGUAAGACCGAGGCCAUUGUGUCCUGGCAUGGUCCUGGGGCUCACGAUGCCAAGGUGCAAGUCAUGCAAAAGGGAGCCGGCAGUGUCCCGAUUUGUGUCCCAGGAUGCACCGGGCUCCUCCUGCGGUGUGUUCUACACUACGAACACCUAGGCAGCUUGCGCACGGAUGGGGGAGACAUUGGGCCUGCUGUUGAACACCGCCAUCGCGAGGCCAGAAGCGUCUACCGGGCUGUCAAGACCCGUUUACUGCCUAACCCCAAUUUGACCUUGGCCGAACGCCAGUCCAUGAUCCAUGCCCUCAUCCUGAGUCGAUUCCUGCAUGGAGCUGGUACAUGGCUUUUUGGAAGCACUGAGUCGUGGGAAAGUUAUGUCGCCCGCUAUGUUGGACUACUCCGAGGAGCUAUACGGCCGCUCCAUGGUUGCUCCAGUGGGCGCUUGAGCCAGCCCGAGCUCUGCGCACUCACGCGUGCCCUCCUCCCGGAGGAGGUUUUGGCAGUAAGCCGGGUCAGGCUGCUGGCCUGCAUCGCCCACCGUGGUGGCCGUUUUGCGAGGCUGCAGUUUGCGCAUCAUGGAGCAUGGAUCCUCCAGUUGCGCUCUGAUGUAGCACUCGUUGCACGCGUCACUGAGGACACUGCGCUAAAAGCAUACGCAGAGGCCGAUCUCGAUGCGGCGGCGUGGAUUGACGCGUGGCCUUUCAACCAAGGUGGCACGCGAGCUCUGUUGGCCCGGUUCCGCAAGCUCUGUGUGGCAGGCCGAUGCCAUCUUGUCGAGCCGGCCAUUGCACGUGCACACGCGCAUGAGAGGAUCCAGCAGGCAGGCCCUGUCUACAUGCGAGAUAUCAAGUGUUCACCCAGAACGCUCCGCUUCCAGUGUCCGGACUGCCCCAGUGUCUUCACGACUCGGGCUGCAGCUUCGGCCCACCGCUCCAAGGUGCAUGGGCACAAAUCAGCCGCUGCGCAGGCUUUUGGCACGGCUUGCGAGGUUUGCCGCAGACAGUUUUGGAGCACAGGCAGGCUCUCAGAACAUUUCCGCAAAUCUGCGCGAUGUGCCGCGAUCUACCGCGAGUCAGAUCUUGCCGGCACGCAGGCUGAGGUCCUUGCAGACAAGCGCAUGCCCUGCUCUCAGCUUGUCGGACCCCAGCAGUGGUGGGCAACCCUCGACCACCCUCCUCUUGAACCACUUGUCCAGCCUCCCAGCGCAAUUGAUCCGCUGCCUCGUCUCCUGGCACUCGUCCAGACUGAGCAGCUCCACUCCUUCUUUCAGCUCUUUGCGUGUUCGGUAGAGGCGCACGGCUAUGACGAAGUCCUUGCUGUGCUUAGGACAGUCCCCGAGGGCUCAGACUACUGGCGUUUGGCCGUGUCUGUUGUUUCAGUUUUGGAUAGCAGCAAUGAGCUGCACCACUUUUCGGAGGGUGCGCUUGCUGCUGUGUUUCAGACCGGAGCUUUGCUCUAUGGUCCGAAGGACGCGGUACGCAGUGCUGUAGCAGGCGACUGGCCGUCCCUGUAG